This is a messenger RNA of Neoarthrinium moseri, 3333 nucleotides long. RefSeq lists its product as uncharacterized. NCBI's taxonomy places the organism in Eukaryota, Fungi, Ascomycota, Sordariomycetes, Amphisphaeriales, Apiosporaceae. The transcript is spliced from 3 exons. The record is from RefSeq and is a predicted model, not a curated record. The coding region runs from base 1 to 3333 and encodes 1110 amino acids.
AUGGCGCCCUCCAACCCUUCAGGUGACAAGGACAGAUCUGUGCGUGUCCAGCUGUUCGCUCACGAUGCAGUCAAGAACAAGAACACUGCGCCCCUGAAAGCAUUCCGCCUACGAACGAAGGCAACAGCGACCUUUCACGACCUUGCGAACUUGGCGCUUGCAAGAUAUGCAAGGGAAGACCACGAAGUGGGCGAGAUUGGCUCUAUUCUGGAUGGUGCCGACUGUGCAGUAGAUCUGGAAGAGACUGUGGAUCUAAUCAACUCGGAUGAAAUACUCAAGCUGGUGUUGGCGCCCAAAGGCCAAACGGAGGUAAUCAGUAUAUCAUCGGACCAUAGCGGUUCAGAUGAACCUCCAACGACUGUUUCAUAUCCCCAUCCCAGCCAGCGACCUGCAGUGAAGAGAAGCCUCGCCAGAGGACCUUCUCUAACAUUGCCGGGGCCGCCUUCUCAAAGAUAUCAGCCGCCAAGUAGCCAGAAGAAGCCUGCUGCACCCCAGCCAAAUCCUUCACACGGCACGGCACCGUGCUCACAGACGUCCAUAACACAUCCGGAUGUAGCCUCAGAGGGCUGGGCCACUGGGGCGAAGUCCGACCCGUAUGAAAUCCCAUCGGACAGUGAGCAGCCCUCAGUCCGGAGUUCUUCUGUCCAACGAGGUCCAGACUUUUCAGGGAGACGAGGCCCAUUUCCUAAGCGAGCAAAACACCAGAACAAUUUCAAAGCUGCAUCUACAACAUCGCCAGUCGCAUCACGAGAACGUAGCAGUAUUCCACGCAACGCCACCAUCAUCACCAUCGCAGACUCUGUAGAGAGUUCGAACGAGUCUGCCACUCCAAUGAGCCAGUACAAAACAGCGGCUCCGGCGAAGCAAAACAAUGCAGCAACUGCACCUUCCCACUCUUCCUCCGCGCAUACUUCUCGGUGGCCCAAACACCGUGCCUCAGCUCCGUCACCUUCUCAGGAGCAGAUGGAUGUGUAUGCUGCCCGGCUACGGGCGGAAGAAGAAAAGGACAGGAAAGCCAGGGAGGAGAGAGCCAAGAAAGCAAACCGACCGAAAGAAGCCAUUUCUUACAUCAAGAAAAUCACCAAGACCAAACCCCGUCGCACAAUUAAAAAGGAACUUCCGAAGAAAUUUUUCCUGGAAUCCGACCAUUCGGACGACGAUUUUGGUGAAACAAUAUCAAGUCCGCAUCCAUUGGCCACUGACGACGUGCAUUCAGGCGGUUGUCAAGCUAGCGCUCGAUUGCCUCCACAGCUUCCUAACUCAUCAGGUUCAAGCAUCAAGCCAACAACCAGUUUUCGACCAAUCAACACAUUGUCGACAACGAGGAAUUCGGAACCACCCCCUGUGCAGCUCAAGAAGUUCGGGCUUGGCUACCCUCUUCACGUACGCGAGCGAUUCAACGAUGAAGACGAUGAAGACGUUGGGGAUACGCACGAGUUCACUCACUGGGUACAGGACUGUGUGACCAACUUCGUAGCCCACCCUGGUUUCUGUUCCGUCGCUGAUGGCCCUUUCAAAGGCCUGAUCCGUGGCGGGCCAGACGACGGCAAAUACUUGCCAGGGUUUUCAGCCCCAACGCAGCAACAUAUUGCUGAGAUGAGGAGGGCUGCUGUCCGAAAGGAGCGAUGGAUUGACAUGGAUUCGUCAGUGUCAGAUGCAGCACCUGGCGAUGCCGAAUCAGAGGACAUGGUCCAGGAAAGGCACCCUUUGAAAACCCCAUCCUUCACGCAAUCAGAACCAACGUCGAUUCUCAUCACGAAGCAGCUUUCGCAGGAGGAGCCGCCCUCGAACCAAGAGCUUGCCAUUCUCAUGAGCUCCAGCCCUUCAAGAGCCGGUGCAGAAUCCCGGCUGAUGCCUGUCACGGACCUAUGUACAAGUAAUAUUGAUGACACUGAUGCCAAUAAUCGCGAAGCCAGCCUUGAGCUCCCAACCUGCCUGCCCUCAUUCUUGCCACCCAACGCACCGGAGUGCGAUCGAAGUACACCAUCGCGGUACCAAAGACCGUCUUUCAAUGAUGCUGAUCUCGAUGUCACGCCUACAUUCGAACGGGCGCUGUCCCAAAUGGAGACACCGAGUACCCGGUCUAGGUCAGCGCAUACGUCUUCGGCGCCAAGCAAAAAGGAUGAUGAUAUUCAUCCAAGCUCAACCGGCCACCUGGUGGUUAAGAUCCACGAGCUUUCGGCCGAGAAGCAAGCAGAGUAUAGGAAGAUGCCUGAUGACUACAGACAGCCCCAGUUAGGGCGAAUCUUAAGACCUUUCAAAGAGAUUAACGGCGGCCACCGUGACUCUGGCAAUGUUUCGCAAGACUCGAGCACCUCUGCCAUCGAGCAUGUACUAAGAGAGUCGCCGAUGUGGCUUGCCAACAUUACUGAGCUAGAGCCACGAACACCAACAAAAGCUCCAACAAGUGCUUAUACCUUGAGAAGCAUGCGGUCAGGCACUGCCAGUGGCACAGAGAGUGCAACCCGGGGCAAGAAGCGUAAGGAGAUGGACAACGAGCACGAUGAUCCUACGUAUCGGGCUGCUCAUCAAGUGCGCGAGCCAGACCCUCUUGGUUGCCCCGUCAGGACCUCGUGCGCUGGGGCCGAGCAGGCCACGAAGACAACCCCACGAAGCAAGUCCAAACAGUCUGGAAAUGCACUUCGGGCGCCAACCACGACCUCACAACCAGAGCCUGACUUUGUGCCAGACACACCACAGAACAAAGCCGGGUUGAGUCUUAGUAAGCCGGAGUUCAUCUCAACCACGCCCAUUCCAGCACCCUCUAUCUCCGACCUCAUGCAGAAGAUCAGAGGAAAUCGCAACAUCCCUACCGCGUCAGGCACGACCGCUUCUCCUGUUGACAUCAACCGCAAAGGCAAACGUGCACACCGACACCGCGAAGUCCACAAGCGCCAUGACGGUGCACCGUUACAUGUACCUGCGGUUAAGGUCAAAUCCAGGUCGAAGCCUACGAAGCAUAGCAAGCAUCGGCGAGCAGAGAAGAACGGGAAAGAUAAGAAAUGCGAUAAGAAGUCCAGGAAGAACAUUUCCCGGCAACACAAUGAGGCGAAGGCGGCGAAGAAAGCCGAGCACAGAGAGCGGAAAAGGAAGCAUAGAUCGAUGAGACGUCAGGGGGCGGAGGAGCAAUCAGGCAUGGUCAAGGUCCAAAUGCCUGCUCAUAGGAGCGACCUUGAGAUUGAGGCAGAGAGGCCAACCACGGACCCCCUCCAGAUUUUGAUCAGCGACCGGCACCAGAAAAACUCGAUGGCACACGAAUCAAAGCGUCCAAAGGGCAGGAUUCUAUCGCCGCCAGCCACUUCGAGACCCUCUAGUGCCGGCUCUCGCAUGUGA